This is a messenger RNA of Impatiens glandulifera, 603 nucleotides long. RefSeq names its product CENP-B homolog protein 2-like. The transcript has a single exon. The record is from RefSeq and is a predicted model, not a curated record. Gene Ontology annotation, cellular component: nucleus. Gene Ontology annotation, molecular function: DNA binding. Lineage: Eukaryota; Viridiplantae; Streptophyta; Magnoliopsida; Ericales; Balsaminaceae. The coding region runs from base 1 to 603 and encodes 200 amino acids.
AUGGCUUCCCAUAUCAAAGGGGUACAACAUACAACCAUGACAUAUGAAAUGCAUAAAGCAUUGUGCGAGUAUAAAAGCGAGAAUCCAACUUCAUCUCAAAAAGAGCUACAAAAAUGGGUUUUUGAAAAAUUUAACAUCCAGAUUAGUCAAGCGACAAUAUCAAAUACAAUUAAGCGGUCAUUGAAAUAUCUCUCGGCUGAUUUGAUGAAACCUAAUGACAUAAGACACAAAUCUGUAAAGUUUCCAAAUCUAGAAAAUGCUUUGUAUGAAUGGAUUCUUCAACAUCAAGAGCGGGUAAAUAUAUCGAGGGAGUUAAUUCAAGAGAAGGAUACAAAUUUUAUGAAAAUAUUGUAUGGUGAUAAUGGUCUAGAGUUUUAUUACUCUCUUGGUUGGGUGGAGAGGUUUAAAUCACGACAUGGUAUCAAGUCCUUUAGGCGUUUUGGCGAAAGUGGGUCUGUCAAUAUGGGAGAUGAGGAUAACAGCUUGCCAACAAUAAGAGAGAAAUUAUGGUUGUUUACCAUGAAAUAUGUUUUUAACAUGGAUGAAAUUGGGGUGUUUUAUAGAUUACAAGUUGAUCAUUCAUUGGCUAAAAAAACAACUUGA